Hypomesus transpacificus is the source of this 697-nucleotide messenger RNA. RefSeq names its product 2'-deoxynucleoside 5'-phosphate N-hydrolase 1 (gene dnph1). The record is from RefSeq and is a predicted model, not a curated record. Gene Ontology annotation, molecular function: 5-hydroxymethyl-dUMP N-hydrolase activity. Gene Ontology annotation, biological process: deoxyribonucleoside monophosphate catabolic process. Lineage: Eukaryota; Metazoa; Chordata; Actinopteri; Osmeriformes; Osmeridae. Bases 150 to 587 code for a protein of 145 amino acids. The transcript is spliced from 4 exons. Gene Ontology annotation, cellular component: nucleus.
ACUACGCAUGUCUACAGGUUACGCGCCAACAUCAGCAGCACAAGAAGUAAAAUUGGAACCAUAGAUUGAUGAGUCUGGAACUUGUUUUCCGCACUCUGGAUUUCACACAUAUUUAGGUAACCAUUCCGGUUAUAAAUAUAUUACUAACAAUGCGCAUUUACUUCUGUGGUAGCAUUCGUGGAGGUAGACAAGAUGUUGUUGUUUAUCAGAGAAUUCUGAAGAAGUUAGAGAAAUAUGGGCAAGUUCUGACAGAACACGUGGGUUAUGGUGAUCUUUCAGAAAAAGGUGAGGACUCUGUAGGGGGCGGAGAAAAGGCUAUUCACCACAGAGACCUGGAAUGGCUUGAACAGUCUGAUGUAAUCAUAGCUGAGGUGACCCAGCCGUCUCUGGGAGUGGGCUAUGAGCUGGGCAGGGCUGUGGCCAUGCACAAGAGGAUCCUCUGUCUGUUCCGCCCCGAGUCUGGCAGAGUGCUGUCUGCCAUGGUCAGAGGGGCUGACGAUGGCUCUCUCUUUCAAGUGCUUGACUACUCGGAGGAGGAAGUGGAAGGCAUCCUGGAACACUACUUUGAUAAGCUUACCAAAGUCUGAUGGUCCUAUAGCCACUCAGUGUUGCUCCUGGUAAACAAAUGUAGUUUGUGUAAUGAUGCAAGUUUUAUGUAAUAGCCUAGAUGUAUCAAUUGUGUGAUACAGAGAUUUAA